Messenger RNA from Danaus chrysippus (African queen), 1758 nucleotides. Lineage: Eukaryota; Metazoa; Arthropoda; Insecta; Lepidoptera; Nymphalidae. The record is from the annotation of a GenBank genome assembly.
AUGGCCUUGCGAGCACAGAUUGCUACGUUGUACAUCAUUUUAGGCACAGUCAGUGCCAGUGUCUUCAUGAAUCGCCACCAUCACCGCGGUCCUCCAGAAAUGAAAGAUUUUCAACAAAUCUUGGCUGAUAUGUUCAAUCCCACGUCUAUGCAAGGAAUUUUACAAAUAAAGCCGAUGAAUCAUCCUGGUAUAUUAGGAUUUGGAAGCUUUGGGGGUCCAGGAAUAGGAGAUUACAGCAACGCAAUGGUUGGAUCAAACCAAGGCAGAUACGGGUUUGAUGAUUCCCCUCCAAUUGAAUCUCCAUCAGUAGAAAGGGAAAACGGUGUCGGUCAAGGUCCAGUUUAUAACUUUGAUCAAUCAACACAGGAUUUACCUGAUUAUAAAAAUGAAGGUAGAGAUCAAAACAAAGAAGCUGAAAAUAAGUCAAUAAAGGAAGUUGGUGAACCAGAAGCUAAAGAAGGCGAACAGAAAUCAGAUAAUUCACCAGAUAAAGCAAAGGAUUCUCUAAAGAAAGAAUCAGAUGAUGAAUCCAUCAACAAACAUAGAGAUAAGGACGCUAUAAUCUUCCCUGACAAAGUAAAACAAGCAAAGGAUAAAAUUGCUAAAGAAUCAAACUUUUAUGUAAGUCCACAAGGCUCCAAUGAAUAUGCAAGCACAGGGCCGCAAAUUAUAUAUGCUGUUAGUUUAGGUCCGAAUGGGCCAACAUCAAACCAAGCUCCUUUUCUUUCUAAUACUGGUGCUAGUUCUAUUCAAAGUCAGCCCUCAGAAAACGUUCCGAAUUACCCAUCAAACAACGUCAACAUCCAAAAUGCUCAGCCGCAAUAUCAAUCUAAUGGAAAUAUACCAAAUGGUAAUAAUAUCCCUAAAAAUCCUGCUUACACCCUUGUUACUCUUCCCAGCAAUGGCAAUAACGGUAUCAAUAGCAAUAACCCAACAUAUGUAACCAAUAAUCCUUCGUAUACAUAUCCUUCUCAGCAACUGACAUAUCAGCCUGUUAACAAUGCAGUACAGUAUUAUAUGGUGUCAAUGAAUGGCCAAAAUGUCUUGAUUCCCGUUAGCAACGUCCAGACUCCAACUGAUCAAACAACUGGUGAAAAUAAACGUUUUAAUUUAGUGCCAAUUAAUCCAGGUAAUUUAAUACCUAAUAAUGGUCAAGUCAAUUAUGGAUCAACAAAUAGCCCUAAUACGCCUCCAGCACAACCUAAUGGACAAAUUCAAUAUAUAGCUGUCCAAUUGCAACCUCAGAAUAAUCUGCAAAAUAACAACCAAGUCCAUUAUGUACCAAUUAACCAAGGAGUGGUCCAAAAGCCAGCACCAAGUACGGCACAAGAACAAGUCAAUUAUGUGCCCGUAAAUGCACAAACUGUUAUACAAAUGCCACUACAAAACAACCCUCCAGAUGGUCAAGUAUCGUACUUGUCAGGAAACACUCCGCAACUUGUUCAAGUCGCUCAGCAGAAUGGACCACUGGGUAGUAACCAAGUAACGUACGUGCCAGUAAGUUCUCAAUCAGUACUUCAAGGGGCAUCCAACAGUCGUACAAAUCCUGGACCAAUUUCUUAUAUGCCACUUAAUUCUCAGAAUCCUUCUACUACAAGCCAAUUCAACUUGGUUCCGUUAAAUACUCAGAACAACGGACAAAAUAAUAUAGUAGCUUUAACGCCUGCAAAUUUAGUGUCAGAUGGUAACGUACCUUUGAUAGUAUUUAAAGAAAAGGCUGAAGUUACUAAAAAAGAUGGUAAACACAAGAAAAAUUAA